Messenger RNA from Dipodomys spectabilis (banner-tailed kangaroo rat), 1920 nucleotides. It is a transcript of the gene Rptn, whose product is annotated as repetin. Gene Ontology annotation, cellular component: cornified envelope. The record is from RefSeq and is a predicted model, not a curated record. Gene Ontology annotation, molecular function: transition metal ion binding; calcium ion binding. Bases 1 to 1920 code for a protein of 639 amino acids. The transcript has 2 exons. NCBI's taxonomy places the organism in Eukaryota, Metazoa, Chordata, Mammalia, Rodentia, Heteromyidae.
AUGGCUCACCUUCUGAACAGCAUACUCACAGUAACCAAGGUGUUUCAAAACUAUGCCAAAGAGAAUGGGGACUGUACUUCACUAUGCAAGAAGGAGUUGAAGCACCUGCUCUUGACUGAAUUCGGAGAUAUCCUCCGGAGACCAAAAGACCCAGAGACUGUGGAAAUCAUCAUGGACCUCUUAGACAGAGACAGAAAUGGAUAUGUUGAUUUUCAAGAAUAUCUCUUAUUGGUGUUCCGAUUGGUCCAAGCUUGCCAUCUUAAGCUAGAUAGGUCAUGUGGACAUAAAAUCUCCCAGCAAGAAAUGGAGAAGGAAGGAACACAAAAUGAUAAGUUUCCAGGAAACCACAGAGGCAGACCACAUAGGCAGAGUCAUGAAAGAGAAAGUCACUCUGGGAGACAAAGUCAGGAUGUUCAGCAUGAUCAGUCUGAGAGACAUGGCAAGAACACCCACCAUGGUCAAUUACAGACACAAAAUACAGACUCUCAUUGUAGCCAGUCUGAGGAAGAAGAUGAGAGUUAUGGCUCUGAUGAGCAUAAGAGACAAGAUCAAGACUCUAGCUCUGAUCAGAGACUGAAUCGAAACUCUAGCAGUGGCCAACCAAAAGGGCAAGGAUAUACAUUUGCCAUAAAUAAGUCAGAGAAACCAGAUCAGGAUUCUCAUCAUGGUGAGUCUGAAAGGGUUAAACAACAAUCAAAAUGUAGCCAGUCUGGAACACUCAGACAAGAUUCUCAUUCUAGUCAGACCAGUCAACAAGAAUCAGGUUCUUAUAGACAAUCUGGAAAUCUGGGUAAAGAAUCAGGCUCUGGUCAGAAAGACAGUCAAAGACAGAGUUCUCAACAUGGUCAAACAGACAGACAAGGACAGAGUUCCCACCAUGGGCAGACAGACAGACAAGGACAGAGUUCCCACCAUGGGCAGACAGACAGACAAGGACAGAGUUCCCACCAUGGGCAGACAGACAGACAAGGACAGAGUUCCCACCAUGGGCAGACAGACAGACAAGGACAGAGUUCCCACCAUGGGCAGACAGACAGACAAGGACAGAGUUCCCACCAUGGGCAGACAGACAGACAAGGACAGAGUUCCCACUCUGGUCAGUCACAGACUAAGGAAGCUGAAAUUCCAGGACAAAAUAGGCAUUUCCAAGGGACUGAUGGAACAAGGAGAGGGUCAUAUGUUGAGCAAUCAGGGAAGUCAGGGAGACUAAGUCAACAGGUUUCAGGAAAAGAAGUAAAUCAACAUCAGAGACAGGGAUCCCAGUCUAGAGAGGGAGAUUGGCAAUCAAGCAACAGAGAAGAGGGCCACAAACAAGUCCCAACUGGGCAGAAUCAAAGUGAGAAACACAGCCACUGGGCAGAGAAAGAACGGGGUCACCAAAGCUGGAGUAGUCACACCCAUCAAGACCAAGAAAGUCCAUGUGAGGUACAUGAUAAGCAAAGUCAUCAGACAAGGGACAGACAAACCCAUGAGGAUAAACAGAACCUCCAGAAACAUGACAGGCAAACUCAUGAAGAGGCACAACAACAGCACAGACAAACCUAUGAAAAUGAGCAGAACCAUCAAAAACAAGACAAGAAACUCUAUGGAGAUGAAGAGAAACACCAAAGACAAAAGAAAACCCACAAAGAGGAACAAAAUCGUCUACAACAACAGGACAGACAAAACCAGAAAGAGAAAGACAGAUAUCAAGAGUCAAAAAAUCAGCAAUCCCAAGGAUCUCAACAAGGCUGUGGUAACAGAGAAAACAAUCACAUGAAUGAAGAUAAUCAAAGUUCACAAGGAAAAGACUUCCAUCCAACCCAGAGUGGUGGGAGGCCCCACAAAGGAGAACAGGGUAGAGGGCACCCUACCAAGGCAGUCAGUGCUCCCAACCCCUUCUAUAAAUAUGUACAAGAACAGAGAUCAUGUCAGAACUAA